Fukomys damarensis (Damara mole-rat) is the source of this 1759-nucleotide messenger RNA. It is a transcript of the gene Gpr84, whose product is annotated as G protein-coupled receptor 84. The record is from RefSeq and is a predicted model, not a curated record. The transcript is spliced from 2 exons. Gene Ontology annotation, molecular function: urotensin II receptor activity. Gene Ontology annotation, biological process: neuropeptide signaling pathway. Gene Ontology annotation, cellular component: membrane. NCBI's taxonomy places the organism in Eukaryota, Metazoa, Chordata, Mammalia, Rodentia, Bathyergidae. Bases 250 to 1554 code for a protein of 434 amino acids.
UCCACGUCCCAGCAGUGAUCUUAUGGGCGUCCCACCACACAAAGGGGAAGGAAACAGAGCUCGGGUCUUGGAAAGGAAAAAGAAGUGAGACAACUCUGGAGUAAGAAGCGGGGGAAUUUCAGUAGAGAAGCGCAGAUCUCACUAGUCAACGUAAAAGGAGGAGGAAGGAAGGAAGAGUGGGGCAAGGAAGUGGCCCAGGUUGGGUAACCAGGGAGUUUCUCACUCUUGUAGCCUAGUGUAAUAGAAGACAUGAGACCAGACUGCUUCCUGCGUGAAGCCCAACUGCCCACGAGAAAGGACUGCUCUUAUGGUGAGUUGGACUUCUCGCUCUGGAGAGAGACCAGACAGAGGCUAGCCUCCACCAUGUGGAACACCACCGACACCACCUUCUCCUGCCACCACGAGUCCGUGUUGCACUAUCGCUACUUUGCCGUUAGCUGGGGAGUAGUGGUGGCUGUGACAGGCACUGUGGGCAAUGUGCUCACCCUGCUGGCGUUGGCCAUCCAGCCCAGGCUCCGAACCCGCUUCAACCUGCUCAUCGCCAACCUCACACUGGCGGAUGUGCUGUACUGCACCUUCCUUCAGCCCUUCUCCGUGGACACCUACCUCCACCUGCACUGGCGCGCUGGUGCCACUUUCUGCAGGGUGUUUGGGCUUCUCCUCUUCACUUCCAACUCUGUCUCCAUCCUCACCCUCUGCCUCAUUGCGCUGGGUCGCUACCUCCUCAUCGCCCAUCCAAAGCGCUUUCCCCAAGUUUUCAGUGCCAAGGGGAUAGUGCUGGCACUGGUGGGCACCUGGGUGGUGGGUGUGGGCAGCUUUGCCCCCCUCUGGCCUGUUUAUGUCUUGGUACCUGUAGUCUGCACCUGCAGCUUUGACCGCUUGAAAGGCCGGCCUUACACCACCAUCCUCAUGGGCAUCUACUUUGUCCUGGGGCUCAGCAGUGUUGGCGUCUUCUAUUGCCUCAUCCAUCGCCAGGUGAAGCGAGCAGCAAAAGCACUGGACCAGUACAAGCUGCGGCAGGCAAGCAUCCGCUCCAACCAUGUGGCAGGGACAGAUGAGGCCAUGCCUGGUCAUUUCAAGGAGCUGGACAGCAGGCUGGCGUCAAGAGGGCCCAGUGACGGGAUUUCCUCUGAGCCAGCCAGUGCUGCCACUACUCAGACCUUGGAAGAGGACUCAUCAGAAAUGAGGGAGCAGGGCAACAGCAAAGUGCCUAAGCACAUGGCAGAGAAAAGCCCUCCGGAAGGAUCUGCCAAGUCCCAGCCAACUAAAGGAGCCCGAAGAGCUCAGGACUCUCCAUCUGAGUUUGGGAAGGUGACCCGAAUGUGCUUUGCUGUGUUCCUCUGCUUUGUCCUGAGCUAUAUCCCCUUCUUGUUGCUCAACAUUCUGGAUGCCAAGGUCCGAGCUCCCCGGGUUGUUCACAUGCUCGCUGCCAACCUCACCUGGCUCAAUGGUUGCAUUAACCCUGUGCUCUACGCAGCCAUGAACCGCCAGUUCCGCCAAGCAUAUGGAUCCAUCUUAAAACGAGGACCCCAGAGUUUCCGUAGGCUCCGUUAGAACUGCAUCCCAUUGGUGGAAUCUAGGCCCGUCUUCUUCAGAACCAAAGGACUGGUAAAAGUGACACCAGUGGGCAUUUUCACAGACAACCUCUCCAUCCCCCAAAUGGAAGUUUCUCCAUCUUCUGAUCAAUAUUUCAGCCAUAGCCUACCCAAGGAGUACUGUCAAUUAUUAAUAAAUAAAUUACAUGCCUUUAAUGGUCAGG